AUGAAUGGCCGUGGCCGAGAUAGGAGGAUCCGUGAUAGGAUUAGCGCCUUGACUGAUGAAUUAAUUUCUCGUAUCCUUUCCUUCCUGUCAAUCAAGGAGGCUGUAGCUACAUCCACCCUUUCCACAAGAUGGCGCAACGUAUGGACUCUAGUACCUGACAUUGAAAUUGAUGACUACUCACUACGCGACAUUGACCAUGAUCAAUUCUACACCGUUGUCGAGAAAAUUCUCAGCCCCCCAAUGCCUCCACCCCUUGAACUCAGCAAGGUCAAAAUGGAAUUUUAUGAUCACACCUGCCCCGCCAAAAUCACCACUUUGAUCUGUGCUUCUCUAAAACGCAUUGUCAAGGAGCAGGACCUUUCUAUAUGUCCAGGUGACGAAGGAAACAGUGAAGAGGUUAACUUCCAGCUGCCCGUGGAAGUAUUUACAAAUCAGCAUCUCCAGGUUAUGAAAUUGAGCAAAGUGAAGGUUGUUGUGCCACCAGAUUCCCGCCCAUCUUUCAAGGACCUAGCAUUGGUGGGAGAGCAGAACGAAUAUCCUGAUGAAGAACGAAACUUUGAUGUCAAUUUAGAAAGUCUGAAGGAUUUACGAAUUAAGCUACAGUCAUCGUUUGAUUUCAAGCAUGAAGUGCCUUCUCUUGUUGAAGCAAAAAUUCAAGUUGGAUGGGAAGAUCUAAAUUACCCCAAACUCGAUGCUAAAAGAGUAUUUCUUGCUAGAGCUUUCAGUAUAAUGGCUGGUUUGACUCACAUUAGGUUCUUUCCUAAGUUGGAGACGCUCCAUUUGGAAAUUGUGAGUUUAAAUGCUGCUUUUCUGGAGGAAAGAAAAUCAAUUUGGGUGAUGAAUGUUGUGUCUGUCAAUGCUCCCUAUACACUUCCUCUCAUACUAGAUCAAGGUGUCAACCGUUCCCUACAUAUCCUCGAACAUAUGAUUUGCUGCAUGCAAAUGGGCUGCUCUCGCAUCUGUCUUCAUAGAGGUGCAGCAUGA
This is a messenger RNA of Prunus armeniaca (apricot), 984 nucleotides long. Lineage: Eukaryota; Viridiplantae; Streptophyta; Magnoliopsida; Rosales; Rosaceae. The record is from the annotation of a GenBank genome assembly.